AUGAGUGAAAGUAAUUUGAAAGUUGUGAUGGAAACCCUUGCCCAGGAGAAAUCUGAAGUCGAAUUGCUCAACUUCUUAUUCAAAGAUAAAAGUGUGAUGAAGAUGAUUGAGAUGCUGAACAAAGGUGAUGAAGUGCUAUCUCGCGGAAUCCUGACAAGAAUCAAGUCUGACAUGGAGCUAGGCCUGGAAUUGCUGAUAUCUGAUAAGAAGAAGCUCGUAAAAAACCUAUGUUGGCAGCCAAUAUCCGAAAAUUUGAUGGAGCUGCUCAACGAGGUUUUAUUCUUCAGCAACAUCAGCAAUGAUCAUGUUCAAACUGGGGAAGGAAAUGCAGAUGUCAAUAUGCAAGCUGGGACAUCUCGUGAAAUGAUGGAACGGAAAGCUGAAAACGAGGGUUUUGAGACAGAUGUUGCAGAAGAAGAUGCUGAAGUCAGUGAACAGGAACGGGACUUUCCAGAAAAUCCUCAAGAAGAUUUGAGUUUUGGACUUCCCGAAUGCGAUAAGGGAUAUUAUCCCUAUAAAUUCAAUACCACGGAAAACCGCUCUUAUAUUGGAAGUUAUCCCCCAAUUGAUAUGUACCCAAUUGAAUCCAUGUCCUCCCAGCAAUAUGCCGAGUUUUUAGAAUGGUAUGAGCAAGUCAAAGAACUCCCCUUUGACAACCGCAAAGAACUCAUCCAUUACUGCCGUCAGGAUGUUAAAAUUCUGAUGAUGGGAUGCCUCAACUUUAUGUUUUCCUUCAUCGAAACCACAUUUCUAAAUCCCUUCCUGCAGGCUAUCACCAUAGCAGAUGCUGUGAUGAAAGCCUACAGGAAAAAUUACCUUACCCCAAAUACCCUUGCCAUUACUCCCAAAAACAAUUAUAAUUCCAAUUUCCUUCAAAUGCAGAGCAAAAUUUCUUUGAAAUGGCUUGUGUAUAUGAAGGAAACUUCCAAUCCUAACAUAAAGUAUGAGGUCAAACUGCGCGGCUCUCGAUAUAUUGCUGAUGGAUAUGAUGGGGCUUCUAACACUGUGUAUAGUUUUGAGGGCUGUUUCUUCCAUGGGCAUACAUGCUUUUUAAAUAGAGGGCAUACAUUCUCGAAGAAGCCCAAUGAUACCAUGCAGAGUCGUUAUGAAGGCACUCUAAAACGGUUGGACCACAUUCGUCAAUUGGGGUAUAAUCUUAUUUCAAUAUGGGAGUGUGAAUUCCGUCGGAUGUUAGAAUCGGACCCUGUGCUUGCGGAGAGGCUGAACAAUCACCCUGAAGUUGUAGAUUCAGGGUUUGAUUUACGAUCAGCGGUUUACGGGGGCCGAACUGAGGUCUUCCGUACAUAUUACAAAUGUCGCCCCGGGGAUAAAAUUUAUUACUAUGACUUUACGUCUCUCUACCCGUGGGCGAACAAAUAUUCGAAGUAUUUUGUCGGGCACCCCCAAAUUAUCAAAGACAUCCGAAGUCAGGAGGAUGUAUUGAAGCAUGACGGUGUGGUGAAAUGUACUAUUCUCCCACCAAAAGGCCUUUACAUCCCCUGUCUUCCCUUUAGGUGCAAUAACCGACUCUUCUUCACUCUCUGUCGAAAAUGUGCGGAAGAUCUUAAUACUGAUCGAUACCUCCAUUCAGACGAUGAAAGAUCCCUCACAGGAACAUGGUCCAUUGAUGAGGUACGUCUCGCAGUUGAUCAUGGGUACGUGAUCACAAAAUGCUUUGAAGUUUGGGCAUAUGAAACUUCUCAAUACAAUCGCGAGACGGGUGAACGUGGACUUUUUGCCGAUUACGUUGAUAAUUUUCUCAAAAUUAAACAGGAGGCUAGUGGAUGGCCCUCGGGAGUUGAAUCCGAUUCUGAUAAAGAUAAUUAUAUCCGAGAAUUCUUUGAAAAUGAGGGAAUACAGCUUGAUAAAGAAAACAUCCGUGUUAACAAAG
This is a messenger RNA of Phlebotomus papatasi, 1891 nucleotides long. RefSeq lists its product as uncharacterized. The transcript has 3 exons. Gene Ontology annotation, biological process: DNA replication. The record is from RefSeq and is a predicted model, not a curated record. The annotation marks the transcript as partial. Lineage: Eukaryota; Metazoa; Arthropoda; Insecta; Diptera; Psychodidae. Gene Ontology annotation, molecular function: nucleotide binding; DNA-directed DNA polymerase activity; DNA binding.